AAAUAGCUGACAUUGCUUUCGCGCGUUCACUGUUGUCGGCUUCAGUGUAGCAGACGGCUAGUGUGUAUCAAGUGUAUGUGUAAAUCCAUUGAUCCAUUUUCCUUGUUUAAUUUUGUGAGAAAGUAUAAACUGUUAAAUUUAUUCUAAUAAAGAUGGCAGCACACAGAGCGGCUAAAAGUGGUAUCGCCUUAGAGGCCCAGCAAAAGAUGGACAGUAAAUGGGACAAUGACCGUGCCAGAGUAGCCAUUGAUUGGGUUGGAAAGAGAAUCGGUGAGCAUUUGGAAACAGAUGGUUCAAAAGAAAGUGUCUACAAUCUCUUGAAGGAUGGCAUGGUUCUUGCUAAAUUAGCCAACUGGGUGAGACCAGGAAGUGUGGCUGCUGCCAAAAUGAGCAAAGCCCCAUCUCUGGCCUUCAAGCAGAUGGAACUGAUUGGGAUGUUCUUGAAGACAAUUGAUGAAGGAGAAGGGGGCUGUGUGAAGAAAUCUGAACUUUUCCAAACAGUCGACUUGUACGAGAAGGUCAACAUGGUGCAAGUGAUUACAACAUUAGAAGCUUUGGGCAGAGCAAUGUUGACACAAGGCAGGGAAGGUUUCGGCAAAGCAGAGUCCAAAGGUCAGACCCAUGAAUGGACAGAAGAACAGCUUAAAGCUGGACAGAAUAUCAUCGGGCUCCAGAUGGGCACAAACAAGGGAGCCAACCAGAGUGGACAAAACUUUGGCAAGACAAGGGCAAUAGUGGACUAGAAACACAUACACAUUGAAAAUCUAUAGAGUAGUCAAUCUUUCAACUAGUUACCACCACACACACACAUCUGUUAGGGAAUGACGCUUUCAAUUACCAAGUUUUGGUAUAAGUUACCUGCUUCUAGUUUUAAAAUUAAUCGUUGAUCUCUGCUUUUUCAUGUUGAACUAGAGAUGAAAAUUGUUUUAAGAGUUAAAUCUCGAUGAUAAGAUAGGCCUACAAUAUCUAACAAAUAAUCGGACCAGAAGCCAUAAUGUGAAGCAAUGUUUUAACAAGGGUACUCUAUAUUUUUACUCACUUUACAACUGCAAGCCAUUCCUCAACAUUUCGGGACCAAACUAUUUUACAAUCAUCUUUAUUAUCAUGUUCCUUUUUUUUAACUUCCUGCCUUUUUUUUUAACAUAAUCAUUAUGUUUUUUUUUUAACUUGAUGACCCAUUUAUGGUUUUGCCUAUGCAUACAUCAUUUAUAUAUAGAUAUAAGUUUAUAUCUCUGAUAUAUUUGUAUAGAUCGACAUUGGAAAAUUUUUUACACAAUUUUUCCUUGUUUAUAAUAGAAGAAAUAUUUGAUCAAGACAUCAUGACAUUGUCAGAAUAUUUUUUCAAUUAAUUAAAUUUUUUUUUGUGUAUGUAAUAAAGAGGAAACUGACAAAACAGGGCAUAAGGUUUUAGCAUGGACGUAAUACGUUAUUUGUUUUAACAUGUUCCCAAUACAUAAGUGUGAUAGAUUUUUAUGCAAGCAUGUUAUGUUUGGGCAGUUGCUUAUUAAUGCACGGAUUUUACGGAAGACACGUUUAUACUUUUAUGGUGCUUAAUUUUUUUUCUUGUUUUACCAUGUCACUGAUAACUUUCUAAGUCUAUGUAACAAAAAAAAAAAAGAUACACAAUCUUGCAAACAUUGAUUUAAAUUAUUUUGUAUAUCUAGUUUUGUUUUAAAAUUAAGGUUCUUGAAGUUUAAACUUGUACAUAAUAAAUAAACAUAAUAAUAAAAAGAAAGUAAAGUUUAAUGUAAGUAUGCUAAAAAUGUUUAUCGAAAUGUUUUGUGAACUUGUCAGAAUUUUAUUUUGGGAUGAAAAGAUGAACCAUUUCUCAUACCAAAUACAUAAAAGUAAUGAACUUUUUGUGCUUAUAAAAUUAUAAUAUUUAAAUUGAAAGGAAUCAGUCAAUUUCCCAGAAUGUUAUUGUCAAAGGAACCAUUUUGUGACACUUUGUAUGAGUAGUUGAUUGGAUUGUAUACCAGCCAUUGAUGUAAGCAAUAGUUAUUUAUACAGUAGUCCCCAUUGGAAGUUUGUUUGAUGUAGAAAUGUAGAACUCUUUUGGAAAUGAAGCCAAAAUAAACUUAAUUUCUCACUUGACAUUUUUGGAGCUGAUAUUUUGAAAUUUGGGUCUUAAAGGGAAGUAAUCUUCAGGCAAUUCUUUUUAUUAUAAUGUUUUUUGAAGACCUAGCAAUAAAGCUACUGUGACUUAAAAAAAAAAAAA
Biomphalaria glabrata is the source of this 2218-nucleotide messenger RNA. Its product is annotated as myophilin-like. The coding region runs from base 153 to 743 and encodes 196 amino acids. Gene Ontology annotation, molecular function: protein binding. The transcript is spliced from 4 exons. NCBI's taxonomy places the organism in Eukaryota, Metazoa, Mollusca, Gastropoda, Planorbidae. The record is from RefSeq and is a predicted model, not a curated record.